This is a messenger RNA of Dentiscutata heterogama, 224 nucleotides long. The record is from the annotation of a GenBank genome assembly. NCBI's taxonomy places the organism in Eukaryota, Fungi, Glomeromycota, Glomeromycetes, Diversisporales, Gigasporaceae.
AUAAUUGCUGGGAUGCAAUAGCUGAAGGAAUAAUUCAAGUAACAAAUAAAAAUAUACCUUUUAAAAAGAUUUCUAAUACAAUUACAAAUAUAAGUAGUUUGACAACUCCUAAACAAGAAGAAGCUAAUGACACAAUUAAAGAUGUAAACGAAAGACAAGAGACAAGUAUUCUUUUGAUUAAAGACGUAACAGAUACAGAAACAAUUAAUAAUAUUAAAGACUAG